UGCAGAACGUAACAGGUCCAAUUGCCCUGUCGUCGAUUAUUACAUUGUACAAUACAUCCGUCGGGCAAAUUUCUUAAUACAAAUAACAGCGGGGGCACAUAUCGAUAACUUUACGCACAGCUGUAACGUGUAGGGGCGACUCAUAAGAACAACAACAAAAAAACCAAAACAGAAAAAAGAAAAACAACAUAGCAAGCUGAUUAGGCAGGGGGAAAACAAAACGGUCAACUGUAAAACGAUAAUGUGGAGUGAUGUGCCUGAACCACAGUCGAGCUACAAAUAUUCAAGAAGUUCGCGUUAUCAACGCCACGAAAGCGGUGAGCGCAUACCAUUGAACGCAACAGCGCUGCACUGGCAGCGGCAACAAUUUGGCUGUGAUGUGGAUGAGCAGUUGCGACGCCGUUUGUUGGCUUCGCCAGCCUACGUAGAUCGACUGGAGCGCGAGGCAGUGUUAACCGGUCAUGAGGGCUGUGUCAAUUGCUUAGAGUGGACAGACGAUGGCCUGUUGCUUGCCUCCGGCUCAGACGAUAGCUGUGUAAUGAUUUGGGAUCCGUUUCGGAAACGACGUGUGCACGCGCUGCACACCAAGCAUCUAGGCAAUAUAUUCUCUGUUAAAUUUCUACCGCGUCACAACAACAGCAUUGUGGCAACCUGUGGCGCCGACAAAUAUAUCUAUGUGUAUGAUGUAAAUCAUGAUAAUGAAACGCUCUUCAGCUGCAGCUGUCAUACAUUGCGCGUCAAGCGCUUGGCAACGGCGCCCGACUCGCCCUACAUAUUCUGGUCUGCUGGCGAGGAUGGCUCCAUAUUGCAGCUCGAUAUGCGAGAGCCACAUAAUUGUCGCGAGGAGCAACAAAGCCAGGCGUGCGGUGUGCGUCUAAUAAGCCUAUCCACGCAGGUGGAGUUCACUACAGAAGCCAAGUGCCUUGCAAUAAAUCCCAGGCGCACUGAAUACCUAGCUGUGGGUGCUAAUGAUCCCUAUGCGCGUGUUUUCGAUCGUCGCAUGCUGCCCCAUGCUGCUAGCACCUGUGUUACCUACUAUGCACCUGGUCAGGUUGUAAAGAAUCUUAGCCGUAGAAUAUCGCACGAGUCGCGAACUGUUACUUACUUGACUUUCAACAGCUACAAUGCCACGGAGUUGCUGGUAAAUAUGGGCAGCGAGCAUGUGUAUCGCUACGAUCUACACCAUGCAAAUCCGCCAGUGUUCUAUCAACUGCCAGCGUUUACGGCGACGCAAGCAGAGUCACUCAACGAGGUGGAGCAGCAGCCGUCCCCUGUGGAGGGCAAACCCUUAAAAAGCUCGCAUAAGCGACGUGCAUUGCCUGCUAACAUUGAGCAGCACAAGAAGCUGGGCAAUGAGUUUUUGGAACAGGGUAAACUAUUAGCGGCAAUUGAUGAGUACUCUAUGGCUUUAGCUGCUUAUCCGCAAGGGGAAGUGCUUUAUUUGAAUCGUGCAACUGCGUUAAUGCGACGUGACUGGUUUGGUGAUAUAUACGCAGCGCUGCGGGAUUGCCACGAAGCACUGCGUCUGGAUCCGGGCUACGUUAAAGCACACUUUCGCUUGGCGCGUGCAUUGAAUGAACUGAAGCGACCGCAGGAGGCGGACAAGUGCCUAAAGGAGCUGAUAGAACGUUUUCCCAGCUUUGCUAAAAAUCAUGGCGUGCUCAUGCUGAACAAGGACAUACGCGAAAUGCUAAUGCAAUCAACGAAAAACAAUGAGGAAACUUCGCUUCAGGAGAGAAGUUGCUUAUAUUUAACGAACACCGAAUAUGCCUUACGUGGUAGUGCAAAGGAUUAUAAGCAACGAUAUGUCGGGCAUUGUAACACCACCACGGAUAUUAAGGAGGCCAACUAUUUGGGCGUUAAUGGUGAAUUCAUUGCUGCCGGCUCAGAUGAUGGCAAUUUCUAUAUUUGGGAGGGAGAUACGGCAAAAAUACGCGCCAUUUAUCGUGGCGAUAGAGCCAUAGUCAACUGCAUUCAACCCCAUCCAAGCAUUUGUAUGCUUGCCACCAGCGGCAUUGAUCAUGAUAUCAAAAUUUGGUCACCCUGCGCGCCUAGCCCAGAGGAGCGUCCUCAUCUCAUUAAGGACAUCACACACUCUGUGGAAACCAAUCAGAAUCAAAUGCGAACCGAUCCGUUUGAUCUGAAUCCACGCAAUGCGAAUUGUUUUAAUAAUUAAGCAAUAUUUAAUUAAGCCUAAUGUAAACUACGCUUUCUUUCAAUUGGAUUUAAUUCGAAUGCAGCUAUGGGAAUCUGCUGCCCUUAACAGCAAUUAGCUUAUCGAUUAUACAUAAUUCACAUAUAUAUUUAUAAAAUAUAGUCUAAUUUGGCGUAAGGCGCUGCAAAUUUUGUUGAAUUGUGCAAA
Molecule: messenger RNA, 2362 nt
Organism: Drosophila busckii
Lineage: Eukaryota; Metazoa; Arthropoda; Insecta; Diptera; Drosophilidae
Gene: adp
Product: WD and tetratricopeptide repeats protein 1
Exons: 4
Coding region: 242-2176 (644 amino acids)
Biological process (GO): negative regulation of fatty acid biosynthetic process
Cellular component (GO): Cul4-RING E3 ubiquitin ligase complex; cytoplasm
Molecular function (GO): protein binding
Source: RefSeq, a predicted model, not a curated record